Molecule: messenger RNA, 1929 nt
Organism: Stegastes partitus (bicolor damselfish)
Lineage: Eukaryota; Metazoa; Chordata; Actinopteri; Pomacentridae
Gene: crlf1b
Product: cytokine receptor-like factor 1b
Exons: 8
Coding region: 33-1205 (390 amino acids)
Biological process (GO): cytokine-mediated signaling pathway
Cellular component (GO): external side of plasma membrane
Molecular function (GO): cytokine receptor activity; protein binding
Source: RefSeq, a predicted model, not a curated record
CUCCUGGACGCUGGAACCGGGCUCAGAGGACCAUGAUUCCCUUCGUGUUUGCGCUCCUGCUGGUUCCACGCGUGUCGCUCACCUCGACGCAUGUGGCCGUGAUCUCCCCUCAGGAUCCGGUCCUGCGUAUCGGCUCCAGUCUGACGGCCACGUGCUCGCUGAGCCCCGAGCUCGGCCUCCACGCCUCCACGCUGUUCUGGACGCUGAACGGUCUGCGUCUGUCCAGCGGCAGCUACAGCGUGGUGUCCUCCGGCGUCCUGAGCGUCACCCUGCACAACCUGAACGGGUCCCAGCAGCAGUCCGGAGACAACCUGGUGUGUCACGGAGCAGAUGGACACGUCCUGGCCGGCUCCUGUCUCUACGUGGGCAUGCCUCCUGAGAAGCCGGUCAACUUGUCGUGUUUGUCCCGCAACACCAAGGACCUGAGCUGCAGGUGGAGCGUCGGCGGGCCGGGAGAGACCCACAUCCGAACCAAAUACACCCUCAAGUACAAACUGAGGUGGCAUGGGAAAGAGAAGGAGUGUGAGGAUUACGGCUCGGGGGAGCAGCGCUACUCCUGCUACAUCCCCCACAACAUCGCCCUCUUCACCCCGUACGAGAUCUGGGUGGAGGCCACCAAUCAGCUGGGCUCGGCCACCUCUGACAUCACCACGCUGGACAUCCUCGAUGUAGUGACCACAGAUCCUCCCGCCAACGUGCAGGUGAGUCGCGUCGGCGACCUGGACGACCAGCUGACGGUGCGCUGGUCCAGCCCCCCCGAGCUCAAGGACAUCCUGUUUCAGGCCAAGUACCAGAUCCGCUACAGGCUGGAGGACAGCGCCGACUGGAAGGUGGUGGAUGACGUCGGUAAUCUGACGUCGUGUCGGCUGGCGGGCCUCCAGCCUGGAACGGUCUACUUCGUCCAAGUGAGGUGCAACCCGGUCGGCAUCUUCGGCUCCAGGAAGGCUGGAAUCUGGAGCGACUGGAGCCACCCCACCGCCGCCUCCACACCCAGCAGCGAGCGGCAGCCGAGCAGCUCGUGCGAUCCGAAGCCCGGCGAGCAGAACUCCACCCUGCGGCGGGAGCUCAAGCAGUUCUUCGGCUGGGUCCGCAAGCACGCGUACGGCUGCAGCGGCAUGUCCAUCAAACUGUACGACCAGUGGCGGGUGUGGCAGCAGAAAUCACACAAAGCGCGCAACCAGAUUCUACAAGACGAUAACUCAUAGCCGAGGCGCUCUGCACCGCUGUGGUGGUUUUAAUUCGAGAGAGCAGCAUCCAGAAACACUGAGGGGAUAACUGGUCCAGAGGGUCCCGGCUGUGUGAGAGGUCCAACUGCUGCAGUGUUAGGCUUCAACUAACGGGCCUGGAUGGGAGAUUACUUUAGUGAGCCUUUUUUUUUUUUUCCCGCAGCAGAAAUCUGUUGGUUGGAUCUGUUGGCAAUGAGAUACUCAGGCCAUCAGUAACUGCAAAUUUAUUCUGAAAAGUUAAUUUAACACUUCAAAGUUUUAUGCUAAUAUAAGAUAAACACUUGCUCUCCAAGCAAAUCUCAUUGUGUGAAAUUUACAUUUUUAUGACAGUUUAUGGCUCAUCAUUAUCCGCGUAAUAUUACAUUAGCACGAGGCAACACUUUGGGGAGAACUCGGCAAAUUUGCAGCAUUAUUAAUGGCCAAUAAUCAGACAUGAAGUAUGACUUAAAUUCAAAUUUGCCUAAACUGCAGCAGAUGUUGGUUUGAGUAAUGACAUCCUCCACAUGUACAGACUGUCCUGUAUCCGCUCAGAGGAUUGUAACCGCUUUUAUUUUUGUACCUGCAUAUUUAAGGGAAUGUUGAGUUUAACUUAUAUUCUUUCACUGUGUAUAAUGUAAAAAGUGGCGCAAGUUAGUUAGAAGUAAAAGCUUGUUUUGAAAAGUGUCUUUAUUCUGUAAAAAAAAUUACAAUUUAUCACAAAGAG